Salarias fasciatus (jewelled blenny) is the source of this 1900-nucleotide messenger RNA. Its product is annotated as wee1-like protein kinase 2. Bases 1 to 1749 code for a protein of 582 amino acids. Gene Ontology annotation, biological process: regulation of meiosis I; protein phosphorylation; mitotic cell cycle. NCBI's taxonomy places the organism in Eukaryota, Metazoa, Chordata, Actinopteri, Blenniiformes, Blenniidae. The record is from RefSeq and is a predicted model, not a curated record. The transcript is spliced from 12 exons. Gene Ontology annotation, molecular function: magnesium ion binding; ATP binding; non-membrane spanning protein tyrosine kinase activity. Gene Ontology annotation, cellular component: nucleus; cytoplasm.
AUGCUGCCGCUGCCGCUGCCGCUGCUCCGAGAGGACUACCGUGAAGGCGGAGGGAGACGAACAACACAGCGCUCCGAGGCCCUGAGCAUGGCAGCGUUGUUUACCGGGACCAGCCAGCAGCUGGAAUUUUCCAGCUGUGGAGAGGAUGGAAGCAGCAGCAGCAGCAGCAGCAGUGACACCUCGGACAACUGCACGUCCAGGACUCGCAGUCCUCGGAUCCGCACGCCCAGCUCCGCCUGCGGGACGCCCAGAGUGCAACGCCACCGCAGCAGAUUCAAUGCUUCAUCCUCCCCUAUGCUGUGCACCAGCCCGAUACCGUACGCUUCCUGGAAGAAACUGAGACUCUGCAGCUCUCCAAACACUCCCAAGAGUUUGCUGUCAAAGUCGUCUCAGCCAGUCUCCAACAUUAAGAUCCCUCACCGCCAGAGGAGACUGUGCUUCACCUUAGCCACUGCAAACUUAAUGCAGGCACCUUCUGUCAACGUGAAUCCUUUCACUCCUGACACCGUGCGCAGGAACAGCGAGCAGUACUGGACCAAGAGUUGUAUGAGCGAUGAUGAGGACGAUUACGUUCCUGGUCUGAAACACAGCCUCACAUCAUCUGAAGAGGAUGACGAAGCCUUUCUCCCACCAAAGAGGCGAGCUGUUCAAGCCUGCAUGCUGUCACGAUAUGAGAGCGAGUUCCUGCAGCUCGAGUGCAUCGGCGUGGGCGAGUUUGGGGCAGUUUACAAAUGCGUUAAGAGGCUGGACGGCUGCUUGUACGCCAUAAAACAAUCCCGCCGACCUCUGGCAGGCUCUUAUGACGAGCAGCUGGCCCUCAAGGAGGUGUAUGCACAUGCUGUUCUUGGGCACCACCCACAUGUUGUUCGCUAUUAUUCAGCAUGGGCAGAGGAUGACCACAUGCUUAUUCAGAAUGAAUUCUGUGAUGGUGGGAGCCUCGGCGAUGCCAUCGUGAAGAGGGAGGUCCAGGGUGAUCUUUUCACAGAGGCCGAGUUGAAAGAUCUGCUUUUGCAGGUGUCCAUGGGUCUGAAGUACAUCCACAGCUCAGGACUUGUGCACCUAGAUAUCAAACCAAGCAAUAUAUUCAUCUGCCAGCGUAGCAGCACGAGUGCUGUGGGUGAGGGGGAGAGUGAAGAGGAAGAUGGAAGCGCGACAGCUGGCGUCAUUUACAAAAUUGGCGACCUUGGUCAUGUGACAUCCACGAUCAAUCCUCAAGUUGAGGAGGGGGACAGUCGCUUUCUCGCCAGUGAGAUUUUGGCCGAGGAUUACAGCCACCUCCACAAGGCAGACAUAUUUGCUCUGGGUCUCACCGUGCUGCUGGCAGCUGGCGCUCCUCCUCUACCGCGAAAUGGAGAUCAGUGGCACCAUCUUAGACAGGAGAAACUUCCUGAACUGCCACAGAAGCUUUCACUUCCCUUUAAAGCUUUGCUUCAGUCUAUGCUGCAUCCAGACCCUACAAAGCGUCCGUCUGCCAAGGACCUUUGCAGGCACACAAUCUUAAGCGAAAAGAGGACGGAGAGACUGGCUGCUCAACUGCGUCGAGAGCUCAACGUGGAGAAGUUCAGGACAGCCAUGCUUGAAAAAGAGCUUCAGGAGGCUCGUCAGGCUGCGUUGUCCCCCAUGCAGAACCUGUCUCCUGGCCUAAAACCUCCUGCCAGAGAGGGUUCUGUGCCCAGAGCUGGGAGGAGGCUUGUUGGGAGGAAGGAAAGGCGCUCUGUGAGCUUUGGCUGCCCUGGUUCCUACAUCUGAUGCCACGAAGUGAAGCCUCCUCAUGUGUUUUCGCUGUUGAUGUGAAGAUUGUAGCGGACGUUAGAGGGAUUUGUCUCCUGAAUGGACUGAUGGUAUUUGGAUAAUACUGAUUUUGAAUUAUUAAUGUAACUUCCAACACCUGCCUCAAGUG